GGAGGGGGACCCUCGCACCCGGAGUCUGGACCCGCGACCGGAGUCUGGACCCUCGAAACCGGAGUCUGGACCCUCGAACCCGGAGUCUGGCUCCACGCACCCGCAGUCUGGCUCCACGCACCCGGAGUCUGGACCCUCGCACCCGGAGUCUGGACCCUCGAACCCGGAGUCUGGCUCCACGCACCCGCAGUCUGGCUCCACGCACCCGGAGUCUGGACCCUCGCACCCGGAGUCUGGACCCUCGAACCCGGAGUCUGGCUCCACGCACCCGGAGUCUGGACCCUCGCACCCGGAGUCUGGACCCUCGAACCCGGAGUCUGGCUCCACGCACCCGGAGUCUGGACCCUCGAACCCGGAGUCUGGCUCCACGCACCCGGAGUCUGGACCCUCGCACCCGGAGUCUGGCUCCACGCACCCGGAGUCUGGACCCUCGAACCCGGAGUCUGGCUCCACGCACCCGCAGUCUGGCUCCACGCACCCGGAGUCUGGACCCUCGCACCCGGAGUCUGGCUCCACGCACCCGGAGUCUGGACCCUCGCACCCGGAGUCUGGCUCCACGCACCCGGAGUCUGGCUCCACGCACCCGGAGUCUGGACCCUCGCACCCGGAGUCUGGACCCUCGCACCCGGAGUCUGGCUCCACGCACCCGGAGUCUGGACCCUCGAACCCGCAGUCUGGCUCCACGCACGCAGAGCUCCGCCGUCAUGGACCGGGAUGUUUGCGCGCUGGAGCUGCUCGGGCUGCUGCUGGCGGGGGGGGCGCUGCUCUGCACCCUGACCACCACCCUCCGGUCCUCGUGGCUCACGCUGUCCACUGAGCUGCUGCCCACUGAGACCUUCGAACUCGGGCUGUGGGAGACCUGCGUGGUGCAGGACCUGGGGGGGCUGGAGUGUCGGCCCUACGACAGCCUGCUGGGUCUCCCGCCGGACAUCAAGCUGGCCCGGGUCCUGAUGUGCGGGACGCUGGGCGCCGGGCUGCUCGGGCUGAUGCUGGCCAUUCCCGGCAUGCACCUGGUGAACAGCUGCCGCAGACGGAGCGACGAGCUGCGCUGUAAGAGGAGGCUGAAGGCGGCGGCGGGGGUGCUGAGCCUGCUGGCCGGGGUCCUGGGCCUGGUCCCGGUCUCGUACAUCGCGCACCUCACGGUGCUGCGCUUCUUCGACGAGUCGCUGCCGGACGUGGUGCCGCGCUGGGAGUUCGGCGACGCGCUGUUCUGCGGCUGGACCGCGGGGGUCCUGCACCUGGCGGCGGGCACGCUGCUGCUGACGUCAUGUGUGUGCGUGCAGGGCGACAACUGGACCGCACCUGUCCACGUGCCUUCGGGGGGGGCGCGGCCCGCAAGGCCCCGCAUUAGGACCAGGUCGGAGUAUGUGUGAGGCUCCGAACCUCUGUGAUCCAGAUGUGUGGUUCAGAAGAAACAUCCGAUCCGAACAAUGUCAAAGUGAAUCUGAAGGAAAUUUAUCAAAGAAUUAUUGAUCUGAAAUGUUUCACCGGACUAAAACAAACGUUGUUUAAAUUAAACUUGAGUCUCACAUUUCCUACAGACCGUGAACUGGACAUCAGAACUAAGACAGAGGUUUUGAAUCUUCGAGAUCGCAAACUAGAAACAUCUGGAAACUUUGAGUGGAAAAAAAUAGAUGAGAGAACAAAACUGGAUUUUAACUUUUUAAACUUAAAUUAAAAAUGUAAAUUCAUGCAUUUGAAUCAUUCGAACCUGAAACGUUACAGAUGUUAAAGAUGUUAGAGAUGUGAUGUUUGCUUCUAGACAAUCAUUAAUGGUUUUCACCAAAGACUCAUAAACCUGCUGCUGCUUCCUGUUCACUUCCUGUUUAAUCAGAAUGAUGAUGAUGAACCACGAGCUGCUCAUGAACAAAGAUUAUAAAUAAAAACACACUGACAUUUA
This is a messenger RNA of Scophthalmus maximus (turbot), 1900 nucleotides long. RefSeq names its product putative claudin-24. Gene Ontology annotation, cellular component: plasma membrane; bicellular tight junction. The record is from RefSeq and is a predicted model, not a curated record. Gene Ontology annotation, biological process: cell adhesion; bicellular tight junction assembly. Gene Ontology annotation, molecular function: structural molecule activity. The coding region runs from base 705 to 1373 and encodes 222 amino acids. The transcript has a single exon. Lineage: Eukaryota; Metazoa; Chordata; Actinopteri; Pleuronectiformes; Scophthalmidae.